Bursaphelenchus okinawaensis is the source of this 1026-nucleotide messenger RNA. The record is from the annotation of a GenBank genome assembly. NCBI's taxonomy places the organism in Eukaryota, Metazoa, Nematoda, Chromadorea, Rhabditida, Aphelenchoididae.
AUGUCGUCGGCUUUGCUUCAGAAGACAUUAAAACUAGAUGAAGAUGGUGUGUUAUAGUUUGUAAAUUAUUUUUUCAAAUUAAUUUGGUUGAUUUACUUUGUUUUAUACACUUUUUGCAGAAAACAGCGUCAAAUUCAAACUAAACUCAAAGCAACGGAGGCACAAUGUCGUUGAGCAGGAAAAGGAAAUGUUGAAGACAAAUGGAGAUUUGUAUCAGCUAGAUUGGGAGUCUGGAGAUCUGAAAAAGAAAUCAACAAAGGCGAGGAUUGCGGCCAGGAAGAUAAAACAAGAGAAAAUGAGCGUAGCUAUGGCUAAAAAAGUAAGAUUUAACUUUUUCUUCGGUUUCUAGGAUGUUUUCGACAGAUUUAAGAAGUUGGUUUGGAUUUAUGGAUGUUGAUAUUGGCUAAAAUUAGUUUCGAUUAAUUUGGUGUUCUUUGUGACUCUGAAACAAAGAUUUUUGUUUUUUAACAUAUUCGUUUGUCAAACAAUUUUUUUGUCAACUAAUUUUAUGCCCAGCUUGAUAAAUAAAGAGAUUUUUAGGGAUACUCAUUGGUUGAUCAAUACCGUGACAAUAAACCAAAAGACAUUGAAGCAAGGAAUUUGAGAUACCUGGAGUUUGUUGAACAAGCUCAAAUUGAUCAAGGAAUCAUCAACAGAAUUACAGAAAAGGACAGGGUUAGGACACUGCAAAAGAAGGAAGCUAUUGCUAAACGAAGGGACCUUAAAAGUAAGUUUUAUUAAUUUGCUAUUAUUAGUAAUUUAAUUGUUGUUAAUGUUGACAGUAUUUGUACUGAUUUUAAUGUACCUAAAAGUUCUAAAUUGUUUUUAAUGAUUUUAUAAUAAGUAUAGUUUUAGUGAAUGUGUAAUAUAAAUUAAUAUUUGUUUUAUGUUAUUUUAGAUGUUAUAAAACGAGGUGGACAAAAGAAGAAGAAGGAAGAGUUUUCAUCGAUCUUUAGUGAUGCAGAUUUUAGUCAGUUAGACGGCCCAGGAUCAAAAAUCAUGGAUAACUUCAAGCGGAUCAAAUAA